This is a messenger RNA of Calypte anna (Anna's hummingbird), 3820 nucleotides long. It is a transcript of the gene CNGB1, whose product is annotated as cyclic nucleotide gated channel subunit beta 1. Lineage: Eukaryota; Metazoa; Chordata; Aves; Apodiformes; Trochilidae. The transcript has 34 exons. Gene Ontology annotation, cellular component: intracellular cyclic nucleotide activated cation channel complex; plasma membrane; photoreceptor outer segment. Gene Ontology annotation, molecular function: cGMP binding; intracellularly cAMP-activated cation channel activity; intracellularly cGMP-activated cation channel activity. Gene Ontology annotation, biological process: retina homeostasis; monoatomic cation transmembrane transport. The coding region runs from base 113 to 3820 and encodes 1235 amino acids. The record is from RefSeq and is a predicted model, not a curated record.
ACGAGGCCCUUUUUGGGCUGCUUCAGAGACAGCGUGAGCAGCUGGUGUCACCCAGGGAGCUGCUGGUCCCUGGCCUGCUGGAGACCCCUCCUUGCUACCUACAGGCACUGGGAUGCUGAGCUGGAUCGAACGGGUGGUUCCCCAACCCCCCAUGCCACAUCUGACAGAGGAGACACCCCUGGCCUCUGGACAGAACCAACAGCUGGCUAAGGCACCAAUGGGACAGGCCCGUGGCCCCGGGGAUGCUGCUGGCAGCAAACAGACCGUGGAAGUGGAAAAGAAAGUGGGAUUUGUGAUCCCCGAGGACCCAGGCUCUGUGUUUGAGAGUGUGGGGAGCAGUGUUCUGUCCUGGCUCUCCCAAGGGCUGGAGAAGGUGAUGCCUCAGGCUGUCCCAGCCCUGGCCCCAGCCCCAGAGAUGCUGCAGUCACUUGGAAGGAGUUUCGAGUCAGGCACAGAUGUUUCUGAUCAGACAGAGGUCCAGGUGGUUGAGGAAGAGGAAGAGGAUGUUCUGGAAAUAACCCCCUUCGACCAGGAGGAUGAACUGGAUGACUGUGAGCAUGAGGCAGUCUCAAACAUGGGCAAAGAAAAGUGGGGAGGAACAUGGGUGCUUGGCUGGAUGGUGCAGGGCUUCGAGAGGAUGCUGCCACAGCCAGAGGUGUUGAAAAAUCCACAGCCAGAGCCAGAGGAGGAGAACUGUGAAGCCACAUUGGGAGGCACAAAAGUGUUUAAAACCCAGGAAAAGGCAAAAAACAGCACUUCAGCUGACCAGAGCAUCUCGGGAACAGUGAACCCAGCAGCAGCCGAGGAGCCACCGGAGCCAGUGGCUGCUGUCACUCCUCGGUCCCUGGCUGUGGACGGCAGCAGGAUGUUUGCCUGGUUGAUUCAGGGGCUGGAAAAGGUGAUGCCACAGCCAGUGACCAAGGAGAAACAGGAUGCACAGGGAGCGGCUGCAGCAGCAUCAAGUCCCAUGGGACAAAUUCGUGUUGUCCCUGGGGAGCCCAAGGAGACCACCCUCAUCCUGGAAGAGAUCCAUGACUGGGCUAAUGAAGCCACAUGCAAGGUGGUGGCCUGGGGACAUAUGGCUGACCUGGUGGCAGAUGCUCAUCCCCUUCCCCCCAUAAAAGAGGAGCCUCAGGAAGAAGAAGAAAACAGAGCCCUGCUAGGCAAGGAGGAGGAGAAAGGGGAGGAGGAGAAAAGGGAGGAGGAGGAAAAGGUGGAGGAGUCUGGGGAGAGGCCUUACCUCAUCACUGAGGCUGGGGAUGAGGCCCACUUUGCAGAGGAGGCUCCCAGGUUUGAGCAGCUGGAAGAAGAUAAGAUAAGUGACUUUGAAGGUGCUUUUUUCCAGGCACCUAGCAGCAUGGCCAAGCAAACCCGAGACGCGGAGGCAGAGCGGCUGGUGAAGGAGGAGCUGAUGGAUGGAGGGGCCACCUUCCCUACGGGCCAUGGCACAUCCCAGCACCUCCCCAGGCUCUCCAGCUGCCAAGUCACUGCUGCCUCCUGCAUGCCUGUCCCUCUCACCAGCCAGACAAACCCGGGAGUUUCCAACCCUAGUUUUUGCACAGAGGAGCAAUCUCCCCUAGGUCAUUACCUCACCAAGGACGUCAAGGCUGAGGAGAGCAGUGGUGAUGCUGUGGAGAUUGACAGUGCCCACUUACCCGUGCCCAGCGCUGGUGCUCCCUCCAGAUGGGUGGUGCCUGGCUCAGUGCCAGCAUCCCCCAGGAGGAAACUGCUGGCCCCAGUGGAUGGUCUGGAGGAAGGAACAGGCAGCCAGGACCAACCCCAAGAGCUCCUGUCAGAGCGCAUUGGGUCAGCCACGAGCCUGAGCAGCAACAUCAUAAACACCCGGCUGCAGGAGCUGGUGAAGCUUUUCAGAGAGAGGACUGAGAAGGUGAAGGAGAAGCUGACUGACCCUGAUGUCACCUCGGACGAUGAGAGCCCCGCAGCAUCCCCUGCCAAGCCCGUGCCGGCAGCAGCACCAGUGCCACCCCCAGGAGGGGAGCUGGAGGGCCACAAGUUGUCAGAGGAUGAGCACUGCUGUGAGAUGCUGUGCUGCACGUUCAAGUACCAGCCCUGGCUGGACCGGCUGAAGAACUACGAGUUCCCCAGCAGCAUUGACCCCCUCACCAACCUGAUGUACGUGCUGUGGCUCUUCUUCGUUGUCCUGGCCUGGAACUGGAACUGCUGGUUGAUUCCUGUUCGCUGGGCUUUCCCCUACCAGACACCAACAAACAUCCACUUCUGGCUGCUCAUGGACUACAUCUGUGACCUCAUCUACCUGCUGGACAUCCUCAUCUUUCAGACCCGGCUGCAGUUUGUCCAGGGGGGAGACAUAAUAUCUGAUAAAAAGGCCAUGAAAGAGCACUACCUGCAGUCACAGCGCUUUAAGAUGGAUGUGCUCUGCCUACUGCCCCUGGAUUUCUUCUACUUCAAAGUGGGUGUCAACCCCCUCCUGCGCUUUCCUCGCUGUCUGAAGUACAUGGCCUUCUUCGAGUUCAACAGCCGCCUGGAGGCCAUCCUGAGCAGGGCCUAUGUCUACAGAGUGAUUCGGACCACUGCCUACUUGCUGUACAGCUUGCAUGUGAACUCCUGCCUCUAUUACUGGGCAUCAGCUUACGAAGGACUAGGGUCUACUGCCUGGGUCUACGAUGGGGAAGGAAACAGCUACAUUCGCUGCUACUACUGGGCAGUCAAGACCCUCAUCACCAUUGGGGGCCUGCCAGACCCCAAGACCCUGUUUGAGAUCAUCUUCCAGCUGCUGAACUACUUCACGGGUGUCUUUGCUUUCUCUGUCAUGAUAGGGCAGAUGAGAGAUGUGGUUGGUGCUGCUACAGCAGGGCAAACCUACUACCGGAGCUGCAUGGACAGUACCAUUAAAUACAUGAACUUCUACAAAAUCCCCAAAACUGUUCAGAACCGGGUGAAAAUGUGGUAUGAGUACACAUGGCAUUCUCAAGGCAUGCUAGAUGAGUCAGAGCUGCUGGUGCAGCUGCCAGACAAAAUGAGGCUGGACAUUGCCAUUGAAGUGAACUACAACAUCGUGAGCAAAGUGGCCCUCUUCCAGGGCUGUGACAGGCAGAUGAUCUUUGACAUGCUGAAGCGUCUGAAAUCAGUGGUCUACCUGCCAAAUGACUAUGUGUGUAAGAAGGGAGAAAUUGGCCGUGAGAUGUACAUCAUCCAGGCAGGACAAGUGCAGGUGCUCGGGGGACCCGAUGGCAAAACCGUGCUGGUGACUCUGAAACCUGGAUCCGUGUUUGGAGAAAUAAGCUUGCUGGCAGCAGGAGGAGGAAAUCGCCGAACAGCCAACGUCGUUGCCCAGGGCUUUGCCAACCUUUUCAUUUUAGAUAAGAAGGACCUGAACGAGAUUUUGGUGCAUUAUCCUGAGUCUCAGAACCUGCUGCGUAAAAAAGCCAAGAAAAUGCUGAAAACCACCAAUAAACCCAAGGAGGAGAAGGCAGCACCUGGAGACACGCUGAUCAUUCCCCUGAAAGCUGACACCCCAAAACUCUUCCAGGCUGCCCUGGCUGUCACAGGGAGGGUGGGGGGCAGAGGUCCCCUGUCCCAGCUCCACUGGAGGCUGAAGGAGCUGAAGACCACACAGGCAAUGCAGGAUUCCAGCUUCAGUCCAAUUCUACCACAAUCACCAGUGCACCCACGACUGCCCAUCACCUCCCACAAAGCAUACACCCCCCUGGGAGAAGAAAUGUUCUCAGAAUCUUCAGAUAGUUUAAUCACCAUUCAUGUGAUUCCUACAGCACGAGAGGAUGAUGAAAUCCUUGCUGCUGAGAUUUCAGAGAAAGAAGAAGAAAAAGAACAGAAAUGA